UUCAAUUAGAGGCCGUUGCUAUGCCGACAAGUAAACAUUAUGUAUUCGUAAAGUAAAAUAAUUGAAACGUAAAGUUUACUGUAUUAAAAUAUCCAUUUAUUAUGAGUCUAAAUAACAAAAACGUUCUUCCUAAUUUUAAUGAUACGGAACGUUCAACAAAAAGAAUUUUUCUAUCAUCCGUAGAUAAAAACAAUCGAUUCUGCUUAGAUGAUUGCAUGGUGAUUAAAAAUAUGCAACAAAGGGAAGAUGAAGAUGUAGAGAAAAACAUAGAAAUAAAAUUAAAAAGAACGUCUUUGGAGGAUUUAUCACGAUGGUUUUUACAUCCUUAUCACGCUUCCUUUCUCUAUCCAGAUGAAGCGGUGAAAAACACAGAAAAUGAUGACAAAAGUAAGAAAAACGAUCGAAUUUGUUAUUGCGGAUUUAAAAAAUCUCUCAUUUUAACAGAUUAUGAGACAGAAAUAAUAAAAAAAUCCUUAUAUAACCAGAAAUAUUUUUCAUUGAAACACGAAUUCCAUCCAAAUUCUUCAAAUACAUUUUUACUUUCUGCCUUUGAACACAGGAUAUCUUUGAUUAAGUUACAGCAAUUGAAAGAAGAAGAGAAAGAGAUUCUUCACUUGAGACGAUUAUUAGAAUUGGAUAGGAUUCGCCCUCCAGUACCUUAUUGGUAUGAGAAAAAAGAUAGACAUUUCCAUGACGAAGUUCAUCGCUUAAACUUCAUUAUGAAAUAUCCUCAAGCAUGGAAUCAUUAUCUUAGAAUAAGAAAUGAAUCCGAAUGUAUGGUAACAUCUAUUGAAAAUAAGAAAAAUAAUAUAAAGGAAUUAUAAAUAUUAAUUAAUUUUAUAAAUGAAUGAACACUACAAUGGUAUUUCGAAUAGGGUAAAUAAUAAGCAUA
Centruroides sculpturatus (bark scorpion) is the source of this 892-nucleotide messenger RNA. RefSeq lists its product as uncharacterized. The transcript has 3 exons. Bases 102 to 824 code for a protein of 240 amino acids. Lineage: Eukaryota; Metazoa; Arthropoda; Arachnida; Scorpiones; Buthidae. The record is from RefSeq and is a predicted model, not a curated record.